Messenger RNA from Malania oleifera, 1580 nucleotides. Its product is annotated as 2-oxoglutarate-Fe(II) type oxidoreductase hxnY. The record is from RefSeq and is a predicted model, not a curated record. Bases 112 to 1131 code for a protein of 339 amino acids. The transcript is spliced from 11 exons. NCBI's taxonomy places the organism in Eukaryota, Viridiplantae, Streptophyta, Magnoliopsida, Santalales, Ximeniaceae.
GUAUUUUCCCAAUUAGGAACGUUCCUUCGUCUAAUUACAUGCUAAAACUCCAGCUUCUUUUUCCAUCCGCGAUACUGCGAAUAAUUGCUCCUUCGUGGUAGUCGCGGAAACAUGGACGAUCCCACCGGAGACGGCGCCGAUGAAUCCUCUCAUGCUUUCGCCAGUGUUUCAGUCCUCAACUGUGUUGAUCUUUCUUGCCCUGACAUUCAUAAAUCCGUUUCCUUACUCAAACGGGCAUGUUUGGACUCUGGAUUUUUCUAUAUCAUCAAUCAUGGAAUUAGCCAGGAGUUCAUGGACGAGGUUUUUUCCCAGAGCAGAGAGUUUUUCAGUCUACCAAUAAAUGAGAAAAUGAAGCUUUUGAGGAAUGAGAAACACCGAGGCUACACCCCUGUUCUAGACGAACUUCUUGAUCCUGAACAUCAGUUAAAUGGAGAUUACAAGGAGGGGUAUUAUAUUGGCAUUGAAUUGCCUGAAGAUGAUCUUGAAUCACAGAGGCCAUUUUAUGGGCCAAAUAUGUGGCCUGCUUCAGAUCUUUUGCCUAUAUGGAGGGAGACAAUGGAGAGAUUUCAUCGUGAGGCGCUGGAUGUGGCAAGGGCAGUUGCGAGGAUCAUAGCUCUUGCGCUGGACCUGGAGGGUGAUUUCUUUGACAAGUCAGAGAUGCUUGGCCAACCUAUUUCAAUCUUGCGCUUACUGCACUAUGAAGGUCGAGUUUCUGAUCCUUCGAAUGGAAUAUUUGGAGCCGGUGCACAUUCUGAUUAUGGUUUAAUCACCCUCUUGGCAACAGAUAAUGUCGUGGGUCUUCAAAUAUGCAAAGAUAGGAAUGCUAAACCUCAGAAAUGGGAAUAUGUACCGCCUCUAAGAGGGGCAUUUAUAGUGAAUAUUGGUGACAUGCUGGAGCGUUGGAGCAACUGUAUUUUUAAGUCCACCUUGCACCGGGUUCUGGGGAAUGGUCAAGAGAGAUAUUCUAUUGCAUACUUUGUGGAGCCUAGUCAUGAUUGUCUCGUUGAGUGCUUGCCAACAUGCAAGUCAGAAGAAAGCCCUCCCAAGUUCCCGCCAAUCAAAUGUCAGACUUACCUGAGCCAGCGGUACACAGAUACACAUGCUGAUCUGAAUUCAUACAAAAGUCAUUAAACAUAAAGGCUUCAAAGAGAUUUAUCUUGUGUUUGUGAGCAUGGAUUUAGGCCUUGAAUUUGGAUUUAUAUGAAUUCAAACAAAACCCAAUGCAAAUUUGAAUCUACAAAAAUGCAAAUUCAAGGCUAAAAUUUCAAUCUCCCAAAUGUAAGGUUAACGUUGUAUUUGGGAAGGCUGAUACAUAAAACAGUAUCCUGCAGGAAUUUGGAUCAAAAUUGUAAGUCCCAGUGCUGAUGGAUGAAUAAAUGUACGUAUUUAGAAACAGAGGGUCAAUUAAUUUACAUUAGAGCGUCCAAUUGUAUGCGCUGCUUCAGCAUCAUGCCUCAAGAAUGCUAUGUUGCUAUACCUGUCAACUUCGUUGUUUGUAGUUUGCAUGGUAGUACUGUUGUUAGGUUUUCUUUUUCAUUGAACAGACACUCUGCGUGCGUAAUAUAUUUUCAUUUUAUUUA